Messenger RNA from Ciona intestinalis (vase tunicate), 2003 nucleotides. The record is from RefSeq and is a predicted model, not a curated record. NCBI's taxonomy places the organism in Eukaryota, Metazoa, Chordata, Ascidiacea, Phlebobranchia, Cionidae.
UAGACUUUAAAGAUUAUGAGAAUACAGAGACAAAUAUGAAGUGGAAAUUAUUAUUUAUAGCGAUAACAUAUAUCGCGUUAGCCCGUUCGGCUACGGGCCAGUCAUCAGUCGAAAGUGCUGUGAGUCGUCUUGUAUUGAGCAUUUCAAAUUGUGCGACCGUGGCAUGCCAGACCGCAAUACAGGAACAACUAAACCAGAUUGCUGCAUCUCAAAAUAUAUCUAUCGGAUUCCAAGAUUUGAACGAAUGCAAUCAGAUAAGCAGAGGCAACUGUUCCGAGUUUGCUGACUGCAUUAACACGCCUGGAUCCCAUGAAUGCGUUUGUAGAAGUGGCUUUGUGGAUGAAAGUCCAUCCCUGCCCGGCCGUGUGUGUACUGACAUCAACGAAUGUCAGAACGGGUCAGCGAACUGCCUUCCUACGUCAUCAAACGCAAUCUGCACCAACACCAACGGGUCCUUUACUUGCGCAUGCGCAGUGGGAUAUUCCGGUGACGGCGUGACGUCAUGCACCGACAUCAACGAGUGCGCUUUGGGAACCAGCAAAUGCUUUAAUGCGUCGGGAUGCGUGAACACUCCAGGCAGCUUCAGUUGUACCUGCCCACCCGGUUUUACCGGUGAUGGCUUCAACUGCCAAAACAUCGACGAGUGUUCAACCUCAAAUCCUUGCUUUGACGCCAAUGCUGAAUGCAUUGACGCGGAAGGCACAUUCAACUGCAGGUGCAAAACUGGCUUUACUGGGGAUGGCCUUACCUGUACCGACAUUAACGAAUGUAACAGCACCGUGUCUUUGUGCUCAGCUAAGGAGAUUUGUGUGAACACCCAAGGCAGUUACUUUUGCAGAUGCAAGCAAGGGUACGAGCUGUUCUUCUCGUUCGGUUGUUUUGACAUCAACGAAUGUAACCGGGGUACUGACACCUGUCCAACCACAUCUACCUGUAUUAACACCGAUGGAUCAUUCGAAUGUGCUUGCUCUGGCACCUGUAAUCCUGUGGACGAGUGCCUUACCAAUCCAUGCCAUUCAAAUGCGACGUGUACAGAUCAAACUGUCGGGUAUAAAUGCCAAUGUAAACCUGGUUUCGUCGGCACUGGCACUAGAUGCUUUGAUAUUGAUGAAUGCUCACCGCCGGCGAUUAACGACUGUCAUGCUAUGGCGAGCUGUACGAACCUUGUUGGAUCGUACGAGUGCGCAUGCGCGAGCGGUUAUCACGGCGACGGGACCAGCUGCUUUGAUGUGGAUGAGUGCACGGAUAAAGUGAGCGUUGGGUGCGACCCGAAUUCUGUUUGCAGGAACCUCCCAGGUUCAUUCUCUUGUUCCUGCCCAGUCGGUUAUACAGGCAACGGAAGCAUUUGCACAGACAUCGACGAUUGCGCUGGUAGUCCAUGUUUAAACGGGAGUAUGUGCGUGGACCAAGUUAACAACUAUACAUGUCAAUGCCUUCCCGGGUUCAGUGGCCGACACUGCGACAUUGGUAAGCGCAUGGAAAUUGACGAAUGCUCCAACACCUCUCCUUGUUUGAAACAAUGGGACCUGUGUGGAUAUGUUGGACGGUUACAAAUGCGUGUGUUUGGACAUGUUUACCGGGACCAACUGUGGGGACAGAGUCAAUAUGUGCGACUCAAAUCCUUGCUUGAACAACGGGUCUUGCGUGAACUUGAACACCACCUACAACUGCGUUUGCACCGAUGGGUUUACUGGAACAAACUGUUCGGAGGUAUCACCGUGUCCACCUGGCGUACCCCUGGUGUCUUGUUUCGCCGACCCUUGCCAGUUCCCAACGUGUCCUAACUUUCCCAACGCUACUUGCGUGUCCAACUCCUGCGGUGGUUGCAAUUACCACUUCGAGCACAACGGGAAACAGCUAAACACGUCUGAGUGCGGAGAUGGCUCAACACCUGUGUGUAGCCCUGCCUGCCACGACAAUGCAUCCUGUGUAGUUGGUUGCAACGGCACCAACAUCUGUCGUUGCAAAGUUGGAUACAAGGGCGAUGGUGUGAACAACUGUAC